CUGGUAUCCGGAAACUCUCUCUCUCUCUCAUUGCUUGUUGGCAUCCGAAGCUAAGGCAGUAGACCAACUGACUGGGUCCAAUCGCAUUACACACUUUGAAGAGCAGAAACGUAUUCGCUCAUCAUGCCUGGCGCUGGAUCAAGAGGCAUUAGCCUCCUAGUAUGGAUUGUUGUCUUUACCGUUGCCGAUGCUUCGUUUUUGUGUCUACGAGCAUGGUCAGCGAGGGUGAUGAGAAGAUCCUUCUACUGGGAUGAUGGAAUGAUCAUCUUUGCAUUUGCCAACAUCGUUGCGCUAGAAGGUGUUGUCAUCUGGGCCAUUUACAAUGGCUUGGGCAAACACACUAAUGAGUUGACUUUGGACGAGUAUGCUGUUCAAUUCAAGCUCAUUCUAGCUAGUGGUGUCACAUGGCUUCUAGGAACCGUCUUCAUCAAGAUGGCCAUCCUUUGGCUAUACACCAGAAUCUUUUCAACGGCAAAGUUCAAGCGCUGGUCGCACAUCCUCAUGGGAGUGACGGGCGCCUACGGUGUCGCAUUCCUCAUUCUGUUCAUGAGCAGAUGUACGCCCAUGUCGCAGCAGUGGGCACCGGUCGAAGGUGGUCAUUGCCGCGACAUCACCGUCGACCAGCUCGUCUCGGUAACCAUCAACAUUGUCGUCGACAUUGCCAUGACCGCACUGCCGAUGCCGGCGCUAUGGGGUCUCCAGAUGCCCCUUAGGAACAAGAUUGCCGUCAGCGCCAUGUUUGGCAUGGGUUUUGCAACAAUCGCAAUCAUGAUUUGGCGUCUCGUCAACACAGUCACCACCAUCGGCGACCUCGACUUCGUCUACAACCUCCACGACAUCGGCCUCGUCAGUCUUCUCGAGCUCUGGAUCGGCAUCAUCAUCGCCUGCCUGCCGACCCUUGGGCCCCUCUUCAAGACCUAUGUCAAGCCGGCUGUCUCCAAGUUCGGCUCCAAGCUCACGAACCCUUCGACGGACAAGGGCGGUCAGAUCAACCUCAAGGACCUGACGAGCAGCAGCGGCGGCCACAGCAUCCGCCACCCGCGUCGGACGUACGACAAGCUGGGCGAUAAUACCUCCGUUGUGGACCUUGAGCGCGCCGAGCUGACGACAAAGUGCCAGUUCUCCCCGGGAGCCGAGGCGCCCAGGGGCAGCAGGCCGGUCAUCUACGUUCAUCAGGACAUUGCGUCGCAGGAGACUUGGAAGCGAGGGGCGCAGGCUUAGGCCAGGGACGGGGGGCAUGGAAGGGAACGGGGAGUUACGGCCGAUGAAUGAAAUUUAUUCGAGAUAUGAGAUAUGUACACUUCUUGACGCACCAUUUUACCUUGUAACUAUAUAGUGUUUUCAUUUGUCUUCACUUGUCACAAAACUUCCUCAUGAAUCACCGAAGGAAACAUUCAAACAUCCACAUU
Messenger RNA from Colletotrichum godetiae, 1409 nucleotides. RefSeq lists its product as uncharacterized. The record is from RefSeq and is a predicted model, not a curated record. The transcript has 4 exons. NCBI's taxonomy places the organism in Eukaryota, Fungi, Ascomycota, Sordariomycetes, Glomerellales, Glomerellaceae. The coding region runs from base 124 to 1221 and encodes 365 amino acids.